AUGAAAGCUCAUGAGGAGAUCCAGAAAGAAGCCGCUGCUGCUGCACCUGUGGAAGCAGAGCUUUGGAAGGAAGCUACUGAACUUGUCCGAGUAGCCCAUGAAAAGAAGCUUUCAUAUGUUAAGUUCAGAAGCGUUGGAAAAUCCCGCUUCGGCAGGAGGUUCUCAUGGAAGAAGACACAAGAGAAGGAGGCCGUGGUCGUUACAGUUAACGACAUUGUUCGGUUGAAAUCUUUUGAUGAUGAGACGCGUAGAGAGCGGAGGAGAACAUUGUAUUUUACUUCGUCGCCGCCGCCUGUUGCUAGUAGCUCCAGCAGCUGCUCUGAGGACGCCGAGCAAAGAUCGGAGUCCUUCGCGUCGUCGUCGUCGAGCAGCAACUCUGUAGAUGUCCAGACUCAGAGCCAGAGCCAGAAUCAGAAUCUGUAUCAAAAUCCUAUACAACCGUCAGAGGAAGGAGCGAACGAGAAGUUAGAAUGCAAAGGGUCCCAAUCCGAAGAAGAAAAAGAACAACUGAGCCCGAUAUCAGUCAUGAAUUUUCCUUAUCAGGAGGAAGGAGACAAAAAUGAAGGUGAAGAGGAUGAGGCAAGCUCUUCUGGUUUUGAACAAAGCCUCGCUAAUAAUAUUAAAAGGUCAAAGCACAGGCUGCUGCAUAAGAUCCGACGGUUCGAGACUCUCGCUGACCUUCUGGACCCACUCAACCUCGAUCUCCGCUUCGCAUGUACCGAGGAGGAAGCGGACAGAGUCCACGUGGCAUCACCCCACGCGAUCACUGCCCGUGACCUAAUCCAUCGGCUGAGAUCUGACCUCCACAGUAAACCCCAGUCCGACGAAUUGCUCUUCGAAUUUUUCGUGGAUGAGUUAUCGUGGUCCGCAGGAACAACGAACGAAAACAUCGGACGGUUGUUACCUGCAGCUGUUGACUGGAUCAACGGCACGGGUUUCAUAAACAUGGAGGAACACGGUAAGUCGCAGCUGGACGAGAUGGAGCGGAACGGAAGGUGGAGAUGCUUCGGGUUUGAAAAGGACGACGUGGCUGCUGACGUGGAGAUGGGAAUCUUGGGAUCUCUGCUGCAUGAGCUCGUCCUCGAGCUCGCCGUCACGGACUAAUUUAGUUAGCAAUUAGUUAAGGGCUUAAUUGCACUGAAACAG
Molecule: messenger RNA, 1146 nt
Organism: Asparagus officinalis (garden asparagus)
Lineage: Eukaryota; Viridiplantae; Streptophyta; Magnoliopsida; Asparagales; Asparagaceae
Exons: 4
Coding region: 1-1104 (367 amino acids)
Source: RefSeq, a predicted model, not a curated record